AUGCUGACAUUAUUAACAAGAAGUGGAGCACAAAGCAGACUGGUCCCAAUCAUUCGACGCAGUUCCAACAUCAUUGUUCGCACCAACUUUAACAACAAUGAGGAUAUAGUACAGUUGAACAAGAAUACAGUGCAUCGUUGUUAUUCGACUACACCUACAAACUCAUCGACAAGUACUUUGUUUGAAAAGGCAGAGGCAACAACUCAAUCAAUACAUAGUGCAUUGCAACAUGAUGUUGUUGCAGCAAAGGAGGGACCACUGCAUAAUUACGACCAGUUGAUAAGCAGUGGCAAGAUCAAGGUUGACAAGUAUCAGCGCGAGACUGUCAAGCUGUUACAGAACCUCUACAAUCAAAUCAAAGACUACAAUCCAGUAUCAUCGGACGAUUCUGACAGUGGCAAUUUCUCAAAGUGGGUGUCCAAACUAUCUAUCCUGUCAUCCAAGCCAUCGUCACCAUCAUCAAAGAAUCAGAUCAAGGGCAUAUAUCUUUAUGGCGAUGUUGGAUGUGGCAAAUCAUUCCUCAUGGACUUAUUCUACGACUCUGUCCCCAUUCACAAGAAGAAGAGAAUACAUUUCCAUCACUUCAUGCUCGACGUACAUAAGAGAAUACACAAGUGGAGACAGACCAAGUCUGAUGAUGAGACCGACCCCAUCCCACCACUUUCCAAACAGUUGACGGACGAGGCAUGGCUAUUAUGUUUCGAUGAGUUCCAAGUGACAGACGUGUCAGAUGCAAUGAUAUUGAAACGUUUGUUUGCUUGUAUGUUUGAUAAUGGUGCCAUCUUGGUGACAACAUCCAACAGGCAUCCAAACGACCUAUACAAGAAUGGAUUGAAUAGACAACUAUUCGUACCAUUCAUUCACUUCUUGGAGUCCAAGUGUCUUGUCCACAACCUAAACUCUGGUCUAGACUAUCGAUUGACAGGCAAGCGAUCAAAGAAUGUUUAUCUAACUCCACUCACUCCAGAGAACAAGGAGAAGUUCUAUCAUUUGUUUGAUGAACUGCGCCAGGGCGAAGAGGUAGUCAGCGAGACUAUCACUAUUAAUGCGUCAAGACAAUUGGUUGUCCCAAGAAGUGCUAGGGGCAUUGCUCUUUAUCGAUUCAAAGAGCUGUGCGAUGCAGCAUUGGGCGCAGCCGACUAUAUUGCCAUUUCAAAACAAUUCCAUACUGUAUUUAUCGAGGACGUUCCAUCGAUGAACGAGUCCACCAAGAACCAGGCAAGACGAUUCAUCACACUGGUCGACGUACUAUAUGAACACAAGGUCAAGUUGAUCAUCUGCGCAGAGGCCGCACCAUCACGUCUGUUCAUGUCCAAUGCUGAGGACGUCGAUACUACUACCGCAGAGUUUAGACAGAUGACCGACGACCUCAAACUGACACCUGAGCAGUUGUCCAGGUUCACUGGUGAGGAAGAGCGAUUUAUGUUUAGCAGGGCUGUGUCCCGUAUGGUGGAGAUGCAAUCAGACUCCUAUCUGAGUGCGCACCACAAUCCUCCAAAGUAA
This is a messenger RNA of Acytostelium subglobosum LB1, 1503 nucleotides long. RefSeq lists its product as hypothetical. The record is from RefSeq and is a predicted model, not a curated record. Gene Ontology annotation, molecular function: ATP hydrolysis activity; ATP binding. NCBI's taxonomy places the organism in Eukaryota, Evosea, Eumycetozoa, Acytosteliales, Acytosteliaceae. The transcript has 4 exons. Gene Ontology annotation, cellular component: mitochondrion; cytoplasm. The coding region runs from base 1 to 1503 and encodes 500 amino acids.